AUGUUUUCCUCGGUACCUCAGCCUCAGAAUCCGGAAGGGAACUCGUAUGCUGUAUCCGCCGAUCACCUUGCGCCUUUCUCCACGUACAGUAGAUUCGUUGGUUUUACCAAUGGCUUCUUCCUUUAUUAUGAUGAACGUCUCUUUGACGGGCUGAAAGGUUUAGUGACUCCCAGCACAGGACAGUCCUUGACCUUACCAAGAUUGAAGUGGAGGGUGAGGAGGAAUGGAAGCAGAAGUCAUCUUCUUGGAUAUGACCCCAUUGCUAAAGAACUGUCAAUGGCCUAUCGGUGUGAACUAAAAGAUUGUCAUGGAGGAAGGUCCAAUGUUGCAUUCCACAUUGGCCUACUCCCAAGUCUAUAUGCAUCGGUGGUGUUUACUGAGAAGUUCAGCUGCGUGAAGUUCUCCGGAAUUUCUAGUAAAGCAAAGCCUGCAUCACAAACUCUUGUCAACUACAAUGGCAAAUUAGGUUUGCUCAUGUCGGAAGAUUUUAGUUGUGUUUAUGGAGGAAGUAAAAGUUUUGAGCUGUGGGUUCUACGAGACGCUGCGAAACAUGAAUGGUUCACGCAUGUUUACGUGCUACCUCUUUUGUGGAAAGCUGUGGUUACAGAUACCAUGUGUUUUGAUGGAAUGGUUGGUACAAAUGAGAUCGUAUACUGUCGGCGUGCAACCGAGACGUGCAUUCCUAUGUCAUAUACUACAAUGUCGAGAGCAAGACGAUCACAAAAGUUGGAGUCCAAGGAAUUGAAGCCUUUCAGGGUAAAGAAUGUGAAGCUUCUUUAA
Molecule: messenger RNA, 780 nt
Organism: Brassica oleracea var. oleracea
Lineage: Eukaryota; Viridiplantae; Streptophyta; Magnoliopsida; Brassicales; Brassicaceae
Product: putative F-box protein At3g23960
Exons: 2
Coding region: 1-780 (259 amino acids)
Source: RefSeq, a predicted model, not a curated record